Messenger RNA from Stegodyphus dumicola, 807 nucleotides. RefSeq lists its product as uncharacterized. Lineage: Eukaryota; Metazoa; Arthropoda; Arachnida; Araneae; Eresidae. The record is from RefSeq and is a predicted model, not a curated record.
AAAGAUACGUUUCUUAUUUUUCGACUUGCUUCUUUAUAUGAUAUCCAUUUAUUUAACAUGGUAGCAGUUCUCGUGGUUUGUGAAUAUGAAUGAAGAAUUUAGUAGUUAUAAUUUGUUUUAAAAGUUACCGGUACUAGCGUAAAAAUGGCAUGUACAAGAAGCAGCGAUAUCGGCAUACCGCUAUUUGAUGGUUCGGACUAUUUUAACUGGAAAGUGCGUAUGAUGAAAUUUCUUCAAUUUAAAAAGUGUAAAGAUGUGGUUCAGCGAAAAGUCAGUGAAAACGAUGACGUGGAAAAAUGGGAAGAAAAGGAUAUCCAAGCUACAAAUUACAUUUACGGCACCAUAACAAACAAGCAAUUGGAAUAUAUUCACGAGUGUGAGACUGCAUUUGAUAUAAUUACGAAAUUUGAUGCAAUGUAUUUAAAAACUUCAACAUCUGUACAAAUUGUUUGUCGAAAUAACUUAGAAUGUGUGAAACUGAAAAAUUAUCCUGAUGUAAAUAUAUUUUUCAAUGAUUUUGAGAAGUAUGUGAACGAACUGAAACAUGCCGGCGCCACCGUAACGGAACAAGAAAAAUUGAACUAUAUGCUAAGAGCAUUACCUUCAAAUUACAGUCACAUUGGUGACUUAAUAGAUGUAUUACCAGAGAAGGACAGAACAGUCGAUUACCUAAAGAGCAAAAUCAAAUCUAAAUUACUUGAAGAGAAAAAUGAUUAUAAAGAUUGUGCACCAGCAGAAAAAUCAAAUGCGUUCAAAAUUGAAACAAGCAAAUUGGGUCCACAAGGGAAUGUCUGUUAUAAUUGUUGA